This is a messenger RNA of Cylindrotheca closterium, 1407 nucleotides long. NCBI's taxonomy places the organism in Eukaryota, Bacillariophyta, Bacillariophyceae, Bacillariales, Bacillariaceae. The record is from the annotation of a GenBank genome assembly.
AUGACGACGAAUAGUGAAGAUAAGAAGCGAAAAGGGGCCCCUCAGGCCGAAACUCCCUCCACAUCUGCCGCCGGUGGAGAGUCAGCCUCUGGCAAUCAAAAAUCAGUUCCGUUACCCGAUCCACCGCUGGAUAUUGACGACCAAUGUGACGCUCGAUGGAGGGAUGGGAAUCACAUCCUAAGAACCAGAAUUAUUGAACGGCGGCCGCUGAAUUACAUGCAAAUAAAGCGUAAACAAAAGCGCAAGGGGCAAAUGUCAGUCAAAGGUCUCAAGGCGGAUGAAAUUGAAUAUUAUAUCCAUUAUGAAAAGCAAGAUCGACGGCUGGACGAGUGGGUGACCAUUGAUAAAUUCCUCUUGGAGACACUGACACGGGCUCCUAAAGAAAUAGAUGACUUGGGCGAUGACUCGCGGAGGCUUCGGCGUCGGAGCACAUCACCAUAUGCGGCAGCCAAUUCUCAUGGGAACUCUCCAGGAGAUGCAACAGCCAUCUUGUCGGGAGGCAAUUGGCGAGGCGGCUCUGGCGAUCCAACGUUUGCCGCCUUGGAAAAGGAACACGAGGAGACCACCAAGGUCAAAAAUAUUGAAAAGAUUUUCAUGGGAGGUUGGGAAGUCGAGUGUUGGUACUUUUCGCCGUAUCCAGAGGAGUAUAGUGAAGCCAAGCUCUUGUAUGUAUGUGAAUUUACCUUGAAGUACAUGAAGAAGAAGAAGACCUUCCUCAAACAUAAAGCUGAGUGCCCCCACCGGCAUCCUCCGGGGCGGGAAAUUUAUCGAGAAUACGGUUUGAGUGUGUAUGAAGUGGACGGGAAAAAACAUCGAGUGUACUGUCAAAAUCUAUGUUUGUUGGCCAAACUAUUCCUCGACCACAAGACUCUGUAUUAUGAUGUGGAUCCAUUCUACUUUUAUAUCAUUUGUCACGUGGAUGAUCAUGGAGCUCACAUUGUCGGAUACUUCUCCAAAGAGAAGGUAUCAGCCGAAGAAUACAAUCUUGCUUGCAUAUUAACCUUUCCGCAAUACCAAAAGGAAGGUUACGGCAAAUUCAUCAUUUCCUUAUCAUACGAACUCUCCAAACGAGAGAAAAAGACUGGAUCACCCGAAAAGCCGCUCUCGGAUCUGGGCAAGAUUUCGUACCGUAGCUAUUGGACCUACGUCUUGUUGCACUUGCUUGCCAAACACGAUCCAGCCGAAGACAUUUCUAUCAAGGACAUUUCCAUGCAAACUGGAAUCAAGACCGAAGAUAUUAUCUCGACCCUGCAACAUUUGGAUAUGAUCAAGUUUUGGAAGGGACAACACGUCGUCUUUGUCAGUCAAGAAACGAUCAACGAUUACAUGAAGAAACAAAAGAAGAAACUCCGGCUGUGCAAACCCGAUUGCUUGCAUUGGGAGCCUCCAGGGGAGGAGGCAAAGUAA